Molecule: messenger RNA, 1242 nt
Organism: Cyclopterus lumpus (lumpfish)
Lineage: Eukaryota; Metazoa; Chordata; Actinopteri; Perciformes; Cyclopteridae
Product: arg8-vasotocin receptor-like
Exons: 2
Coding region: 1-1242 (413 amino acids)
Biological process (GO): positive regulation of vasoconstriction; regulation of systemic arterial blood pressure by vasopressin; G protein-coupled receptor signaling pathway
Cellular component (GO): membrane
Molecular function (GO): vasopressin receptor activity; peptide binding
Source: RefSeq, a predicted model, not a curated record
AUGCUCUUCCCAUCGGAGAGCUCGCGCAACCUCACGGGAGGAAACUGCAGCGACGGGUUGAACUUCACCCGGUGGCCCGAUGCCGGAGCCGGAGCCGCGCCUGCGAACGCCACCGGGGGGCCGGACCCGUUCGGGCGCAACGAGGAGGUCGCCAAGCUCGAGAUCACCGUGCUGAGCGUCGCGUUCGUCGCCGCGGUGGCGGGCAACGUGAGCGUGCUGCUGGCCAUGCACCGGACCCGGCGGAAACCGUCGCGCGUGCACCUGUUCAUGAAGCACCUGAGCCUGGCGGACCUGGUGGUGGCCUUCUUCCAGGUGCUGCCGCAGCUCUGCUGGGAGGUCACGUUCCGCUUCUCCGGGCCGGACCCCCUGUGCCGCCUCGUGAAGCACCUGCAGGUUCUGGGCAUGUUCGCCUCCACCUACAUGAUGGUGAUGAUGACCCUGGACCGCUACAUCGCCAUCUGCCACCCGCUGCAGACGCUCCAGCAGCCGACGCAGCGCGCGCACAUCAUGAUCGGGUCCACGUGGGCGUGCAGCCUGGUCCUCAGCCUCCCGCAGUACUUCAUCUUCUCCCUGAGCGAGGUGCACCCGGGCUCCGCCGUGUACGACUGCUGGGGCCACUUCGUGGAGCCGUGGGGUGUGCGCGCGUACAUCACCUGGAUGACGGCCGGGAUCUUCCUCGUGCCCGUGGCCGUGCUCGUGUUCUGCUACGGACUCAUCUGCCGCGCGAUCUGGAGGAACCUCAAGUACAAGACCCGAAGGAAGACCGUCGGCUCGGUGGCGGAGGAGUCCACCAAGAACGGGAUCCUGGGCCGGGGCUCCGUGAGCAGCGUGGGCACCAUCUCGCGUGCCAAAUUACGCACGGUGAAGAUGACGUUCGUGAUCGUGCUGGCCUACGUGGUGUGCUGGGCGCCGUUCUUCACGGUGCAGAUGUGGUCCGUGUGGGACGAGAGCUUCUCCUGGGCCGACUCUGAGAACACCGCGGUGACGCUCGCCGCCCUGCUGGCCAGCCUCAACAGCUGCUGCAACCCCUGGAUCUACAUGGUCUUCAGCGGACACCUGCUGGCGGACUUCGCCGGCAGCCUGCCGUGCUGCCGCCCGCUGAGGACCCGGUACGGCCAGCAGGACUCGGACAGCAGCCUCCGCCGGACCACGCUGCUGUCCCGCCUGCAGGGCCCGCGCCUCUCCGAGCCGUCCAGAGACCUGGACCCGAAAAACACCCCGCAGGUCCAGACCGUGUCCUGA